UUCAACACAAUUGUACGGAGUCUCACUUUAAAACAUCUCCUUUAAUUAUCAAUAGAGUCAUACUAGUGAGUAGUGAGGAAGUAGGAGCCAUAUAUAUAAAUUAUAAGAGAGGAAUCAGCACCACCAUACUAGAAGAUCACCUCCACUUAUGAAGAAGAUAUGAUGAGGGAGGGAGAUGCAUGUGUUGCACUUCUAAGAAGCAAGCUCCAUGGCCUUGUCGAGAGGAACCGCAGUCUGGAAGAGGAGAACAAGCAAUUGAGACAUCAAGUCAGUCGUCUAAAAGGCCAAGUAUCCUCCCUUGAAGGCCAGGAUACUGAUAGAAAGAUGCUCUGGAAGAAGCUGGAUAAUUCUUCCACUGGCAACAGCUACCUCAAGGAAAAGCAGUUUGUUCCCAACAAUGAUGCAAAGGAAGCCAUGGAUCUCAACAGCACGUCGUGUUACAGCAGGCAGCAAUUCUCCAGGGCACCUCUGGUGAGAUCAAGAGCACCAAGGGUUCCAAAUCCACCGCCAAGUCCAACCUACACCCAACCAAUAGUAAAUGCAAGAAAGGAAGGAGGCAUGGCUCCUCCUCCACCGCCACCUCCCCUACCUUCCAGAUUGCUGAAGAGCACUAAGGCAGUGCAAAGGGUGCCUGAUGUAGUCGAGUUAUACCGGUUAUUGGUUAGAAGAGAAGGCAAAAAUGAUGCAAAGUCUGGAUCCAUGGGAAUUCCGGCAGCUACUAAUAGCCGAGAGAUGAUCGGGGAGAUAGAGAACAAAUCAGCUUAUGUGUUAGCUAUUAAAUCAGAUGUAGAAAAUCAGAGUGAAUUCAUUAACUUCCUGGCAGUGGAGGUAAAGAAUGCGGCAUACAAAGAAAUAGCUGAUGUUGAAGAGUUUGUGAAGUGGCUUGAUGGGGAACUAUCUUACCUUGUGGACGAAAGAGCAGUGCUCAAGCAUUUCCCAAACUGGCCAGAGAAGAAAGCAGAUACCAUGAGAGAAGCAGCAUUCACCUACCGAGAUCUGAAGAAUCUGGAAUCAGAAGCAUCGUCAUUCCACGAUGACAGGAGAGUUGCCACACCUAUGGCUCUCAAGCGCAUGCAAGCUCUGCAGGAUAAAAUUGAACAAGGUAUUCAUAAUACUGAGCGAGCAAGGGACAGUGCAAGUGGAAGAUACAAGGAUCUUAAGAUCCCGUGGGAAUGGAUGCUUGACUCUGGAAUCAUAAGCCAACUAAAGAUGGCUUCAUUGAAGCUAGCAAGAGAAUUCAUGAACCGCGUUGUGAAUGCACUGAAGUCCGACCCAUUCACAAAUGACGAAGAACUGCUUCUCCAAGGUGUCCGCUUUGCCUUCCGCAUACAUCAGCUUGCAGGUGGGUUUGAUGAAGGUUGCCGGAAAGCAUUCCAAGAACUGAAGAUGUAUGCAAGCAAGUCAGAUUGAUCUGAUGAGGAUUGGAAAAAAGGCUCAAAUACAAUUAUAUAGGAUUAAAAUACAUAAUUAAAGUUUUGCCGAGGUUGGCUCCAAGUCGACUCAGCUAGUCAUCAGGAUAAUUUUGUAAACAGUUGUAUUAAACCUAAUUUAUUCAUCCAGGUUGUGAUCUCUUGGGACUUUGAUACAAGUUAACAUUAUGCAAUAUGCAUAUACAUACAUCAUGCAGCCUUUAAUUUCGUA
Messenger RNA from Oryza sativa Japonica Group (Japanese rice), 1641 nucleotides. RefSeq names its product INCREASED PETAL GROWTH ANISOTROPY 1-like protein 1. Lineage: Eukaryota; Viridiplantae; Streptophyta; Magnoliopsida; Poales; Poaceae. The record is from RefSeq and is a predicted model, not a curated record. Gene Ontology annotation, cellular component: chloroplast outer membrane. Gene Ontology annotation, biological process: chloroplast organization.